AUGUCUCAUACAACAGAUUCGCGCGAUUCUACUGCGCCUCAGGAUUACUACUCAAGUCUUGACUACGAGGGCUCACUUGUGGAAAAGUUCAAGAAUAUCGACGAUAAGACGCAGUUCUACAUUGCUAUGCGCUCCCUACAGGAUCCUCUUACCCGGAAUUUUGUGCUCGAUUUCGGGAACGAAGAGGCAUGGUGUGCAUCUGAUCUAGGCACAGAUGAGCUGAAACGGUUGCUAAGCAAACCAAGAGACAAAUGUUUCGGCACACGGUGGAUCAAUAUCUGGGCACCAGAGGAGCAGAAGGAAAGCAUUAGGGCGAUUACCAAAUCCUAUGGAGUAUCCGAACGACUACAAGGGAUGAUGUGCACAGAGCCAGUGCAUCCUACACCCAAAGCUACAACUACCCCAUUACCAACAAAAAGGACUUCGCAUGCGCCUAGUGAUGCACCGUCGUUCCAGCACGAAGCGGAUGACGCAGAAAAUGCACUUAAGCACCUCGUCGAUCCAGAUAAAUCCCGCGAGUCGGCGUCAUUCAAGAAUCUCACAUUUACCCAGGUCACGGACCAAAUCUGGCAUUUCUCUUCUGUGGACCAUGGCCCUCGAUACACUUGUAUUGGCUAUAAUACGUUGUUUGUGAUUCCCACACUAUCACAAUCAAACGGAAAAGACCUCCCGGAUGGAAAACGGCUCUGGACCUGGCUGAUCCAGUGCGAUGAUGGCACAAUAAUCUCAAUCCAAGAGAACCCGUUCGCAAGACGAAAGGGAGUGCCGAUAGAUGAAGCCAAGCCAGUCCUUGACAUCGUGCGCAGAAACAUUCGUUUUAUCUUCGCUGGGGUUUCGAGGCAGCACUUUGCCAUGUCCGAGAGCGAGUCGCUAAUUACUAUUCGGGUGAGACGUUUUAGCGACCUCGGACCGGAUCAAGCCAAUAUCAAGCAGGAGGAUGGACCGAGUCUGCUCUUCUACUAUAUAUUCGAUGACUGGGUGUCUAGCUAUGGACUCAUCGCAAAGCGAGAACACAAAUAUGGUGUUGCUUUAGAAAAAUUGAGAGCACAAAUGCUCGAUCGUCCGGUAGUGGAUUUAGUGAACGAGUUGCACUGGCUGGGCCGGCGACUCGCCGUUCUCAAACGAUUGUAUCAGAGCUAUGAGCUUAUCAUGCGGCGCCUCUUGCAACGGCAACGGAUGCUCCGCGACGAAGCGCGUUCGUCUCAACCAGCUGCAAUCCCGUACGGAACCACCUUUGGCGAUAUGGGAUCCGUGGAUAUGCGCCAGUCGAACGUUAUGAGCAAUUCGUGUUUCCAACACACAACGGAGAAAUCGGUCGGGGUGCAAUUGAGCUCGACGGCUGUGGCGCGCUUCGAACGGCUAGUUGAUCGCAUCAAUCUAUACUGUUUGAGCGAGAUUGAGAACUGCCUCAUUGAGAAAGAGUCCUUGACAUUCCUGGUGAGUAGUUUCCAUGUAUUUUUUCCGAGACUCCUUGCUGACGUGGCCGAGAAUUUCAACCUGAUUGCGCUCAAGGACUCGCAGGCUGUUGAGAAGCUCACUCGGAUCACUAUCCUGCUAGCCAAGGCAACCAUUUUGUUCCUGCCGGUUAGCUUGAUGAGUGCAUAUUUCUCGACGGAACUCGCUGGCGUGAAGAACGGGUACACUAAGACUCAGUACUGGGUUAGUUUCACGGUGAUCUUCGUUGUGUCCAUCUUGCUCUUGACGGUUUUCGGUUACGCCAGCGAUACCGUAGAAGAGAGUAUUGCUAUGACGAAGAACCAAGGAGAGAGAGAGAGAGAGAGAGAGGACGGCCAGAAGUAA
Molecule: messenger RNA, 1800 nt
Organism: Penicillium digitatum Pd1
Lineage: Eukaryota; Fungi; Ascomycota; Eurotiomycetes; Eurotiales; Aspergillaceae
Source: RefSeq, a predicted model, not a curated record